AUGUUGUUCAAAGUGAAUUCCCUGAUCAUGGUCUUUGUGGCCGUUUGGCUCUUUGCCGUCGCUGGCUAUGCCACUGAUGUCGUCGAUGAAUUCGGCGUUGCCCUCGACGAGGAGUCUGUCAUGGUGCUUGCUGCUGCCCACGACGCGUUCGCUUAUGCCAAAUCCGACCUCUUUCCUCGUGACGUGACCAUCAUCAAGACCGUCUGUGAAACGGAGACUUCUGUGGCUUCUACCUUUACCACUGUCCCGGUUCCUACGGUUGUGACUGGGACCACUCUGCUUUCGACUGGCACCCCGACUGGCACCCCGACUGGGGUUGCUACUGGAAAGUCUCCUGUUGCAUCGGAGACCACUACUGCUCCUACUACUGGACCUGUGGUCACUUCGCAGCACCCUGUCACGUCGAAGACUGAGGGUACUCCUGGGACUACCGUGAAGCCCCCCAGCUCGUCUGGUACUCACAGUGCUUCCACUACCGGGACUGAAGACACCACAUCUUCUGUCUCCUCUGGUGAGCAGACCAGCAACCACACUGUCAGCACCCACACCAACGUGUCUGCUGGCACCACGGCUCCCACCGGCACUCAUACUCCUUCUCCUUCGCCCACCAAGAACGUUGCUGGCGGAAAUGAUGGAAUGUACUCUGCUCUGCUGGCACUUGCCGCGGCACACCUGGGUUUCUCCAUGCUUUGA
Messenger RNA from Aspergillus sclerotioniger CBS 115572, 693 nucleotides. RefSeq lists its product as uncharacterized. NCBI's taxonomy places the organism in Eukaryota, Fungi, Ascomycota, Eurotiomycetes, Eurotiales, Aspergillaceae. The transcript has 4 exons. The coding region runs from base 1 to 693 and encodes 230 amino acids. The record is from RefSeq and is a predicted model, not a curated record.